AAAAAGAGGGGGAACUCAACUGCAUGUAGUAACCUGCAGAGAGAGAAUGAGUUUCUGUGGACAUCGACAUAAGAAAACGUAAUGUUCCUCCCUCGUUUCAAUUUCUCACCUUAAUUGCCUUGGAGUUGGAGGCAAGAACGUUGAAGAAGUGCAAUACAGUGUAGAAGAAAGAAUACCUUAAUUGCAAAAAAAAAAAUCGAGGCACAAGAAAAAGCUGAUCAACUAACAAUGGCGAAUAAUCUACCAUCUCACGAAAAUAAUGGUGCUGGAUGUUGUUCGACACAGCUGAUUGACGGAGAUGGUGCAUUCAAUGUUGCCGGGAUCGGGAGCUUUCUGAAAGAACAAAAGCUGGCGGAAUGCGGGCUUUCAUAUGCCAUAGUAUCCAUCAUGGGUCCACAAAGCAGCGGGAAAAGUACACUAUUGAAUAAUUUAUUUGGAACCAACUUUAGGGAGAUGGAUGCAUUUAGAGGAAGGUCUCAGACAACUAAAGGAAUUUGGUUAGCAAGAUGUGUCGGCAUUGAGCCCUGCACUUUAGUAAUGGAUUUGGAGGGUACUGAUGGUAGAGAAAGAGGAGAGGACGAUACUGCUUUUGAAAAACAAAGUGCUCUGUUUGCCCUGGCUGUUUCCGAUGUAGUGCUUAUAAAUAUGUGGUGCCAUGACAUAGGGCGUGAGCAGGCAGCAAAUAAACCUUUAUUGAAGACUGUAUUUCAAGUAAUGAUGCGAUUGUUUAGCCCCCGCAAAACAACUCUAUUGUUUGUGAUACGUGAUAAGACAAGGACACCCCUUGAAAAUCUUGAACCGGUUUUGCGGGAAGAUAUUCAAAAGAUAUGGGAUUCAGUUCCUAAGCCACAAGCACAUAGAGAUACUCGCCUUAGUGAAUUUUUCAAUGUUGAAGUUGUAGCGCUCUCUAGUUAUGAAGAGAAAGAAGAACAUUUUAAAGAGCAGGUUGCUGGUUUGCGGCAGCGAUUUUUCCAUUCUAUAGCUCCUGGUGGGCUUGCUGGAGAUCGUCGGGGAGUGGUGCCUGCUUCAGGCUUUUCCUUCAGUGCACAACAGAUGUGGAAAAUUAUUAAGGAGAAUAGGGACCUUGACCUUCCUGCACACAAAGUUAUGGUGGCUACUGUUCGCUGUGAAGAAAUUGCCAAUGAAGGGUAUACCGACUUUACCCAAAACCAGGAUUGGCUUCAGCUCGAGGAGGCAUCACAAUCCGGCCCUGUCGCUGGAUUUGGAAAGAAGCUCAGUUCAAUUAUUGGAAGCUGCUUAAACGAGUAUGACUCAGAGGCUGCAUAUUUUGAUGAGGGUGUCAGAACUUCCAAGAGGAAGCUUCUAGAAGACAAAUUACUGCAACUUGUUCAACCGGCUUUCCAUUCCAUAUUGGGACAUAUACGUUCUGGAACGGUGGAGAAGUUUAAGGAAGCAUUUGACAAAGCUUUAAAAGGCGGGGAAGGGUUUUAUGCUGCGUCCCACAGAUGCGAACAGACCUUCAUGAAUCUUUUCGAUGAAGGAUGUUCAGACAUUGUGAUUGAACAAGCAAACUGGGAUAUGUCUAAAAUGAAGUCCAAGCUAAUCCGUGAUCUAGAUGAAUAUAUUGGUUCUGUUCGUGCUGCCAAAUUGACUGAACUUACUACCAGUUAUGAGGCAAAAUUAAAUGAAGCGCUUGCAGGGCCUGUUGAGGCACUUUUGGAUGGUGCAAAUGAUGAAACAUGGCCAUCUAUAAGACGACUUCUUCAUCACGAGACGCAGUCUGCAGUUUAUGGACUUGAAAGUGUUCUUUCUGGUUUUGAAUUGGAUGAAGAAACCAGACAAAAAAUGAAAGAUAAGUUAGAGGAUUAUGCAACAUGUGUGGUUGAGGGAAAGGCUAAGGAAGAAGCAGGAAAGAUCUUAAUCCGUAUGAAGGAUAGAUUCACGAUGUUGUUUAGCCGUGACUCUGACUCAAUGCCUCGUGUUUGGACUGGGAAUGAGGAUAUUAACUCAAUUACAAAAGUUGCUCGUGCUGCGUCCCUUAAACUGCUCUCUGUUCUGGCUGUAAUGCGAUUGGAUGAUGAAUCUGAUGAUAUCGACAAAUCUUUAUCUCUGGCUUUAUUGAAUAAUAGUACUAGUGACAGAAGUCUCACGGUAUCUGACCUGCUGGCAUCAAGCAACUGGGAGAAGAUACCAUCUUCAAAGACAUUAAUAAAUCCAGUCCAGUGCAAAUCAUUGUGGAGGCAAUUCCAGAUGGAAACAGAAUAUACUGUUACUCAGGCCAUUGCUGCUCAGGCGGCCAGCAGGCGUAACAACAAUUGGUUGCCACCUCCAUGGGCAAUCGCUGCCCUGCUCAUCUUAGGUUUUAACGAGUUCAUGACUCUUUUGAGGAAUCCGCUUUAUCUUGGUGUCCUCUUUGUUGCUUUUCUAGUGAGCAAAGCAUUGUGGGUGCAGAUGGAUAUAUCUAACGCAUUCCGUCGUGGCUUUCUUCCUUCAGUCUUUUCCUUAUCAACCAGAGUUGUACCCGUUAUUACGAACAUGCUCAGAAACUUAGCUGAGAUGGGAAGUCAACCUGCUACUGCUAAUACUCGCACAAAUCCACCCCUGGCAGCUAGCAGCUUCCAAGGUGGUGUGAUUUCUGACGGUCUCUCAUCGGCUGGUUCUUCUCACGUAACAACAAAUGCAAAUGCAAAUGGAACAGAGGUUUCCAGUUCAUCAAUGGACGACUAGGCCGCUAGGCGGAUGAGUUCUAAUUGGAUGGAGGAUUAGUCUCAGACUAUAUAUUAUUAAAAAAAUGUGUUGCUUCGUCAUCAAGAGAAGCAGAUGUGUAUUUUUUGAUUAUUUUAACUGUUAAGAGUUACAUGAAAGAUAGAUUGAUGAUUGCCAUAGGGCUCUUAUGGAUUGAGUUCGGCAUCGCUGAACCUAUUCUCUGCUAAACAAAGGGAGGGGGGAAAUUUUGUAAUUUCAAUUUUGGAGUGGAUCCCUCACCACUUUCCUCUCUCAUAUUAUAGGGAGAACAUUUUCUCUAUGUAAUUCUGAAUCACCCCAACAUAACGCAAUAUAGAUUCCAUUUUCGUUUUC
Messenger RNA from Beta vulgaris subsp. vulgaris (sugar beet), 3039 nucleotides. Its product is annotated as protein ROOT HAIR DEFECTIVE 3. Lineage: Eukaryota; Viridiplantae; Streptophyta; Magnoliopsida; Caryophyllales; Amaranthaceae. Gene Ontology annotation, biological process: endoplasmic reticulum membrane fusion. The record is from RefSeq and is a predicted model, not a curated record. Gene Ontology annotation, molecular function: GTPase activity; GTP binding. Gene Ontology annotation, cellular component: endoplasmic reticulum. The transcript is spliced from 23 exons. The coding region runs from base 229 to 2688 and encodes 819 amino acids.